UGAUAAUAUCCCAAUGGCAUUAUCAGUCAGUCUGCCGGCGAUGCACCCGCGCGUAAAUAACCGACCGGUGUUACGGUCGUGACUGUCGCACGGCCAUCGCACAUCACGCACGUGCGCGACAUUGUAAUACCGUUGUAAUAUUUAUACCGGGCGACAUGUUACCGGCUAGCGUGUUGACGAGACGCACGGCGAGAUCGCAUCGCGGCGUCGUAGCCGUCGGCGCCCGUUGGUUCCGGCGGCCCGGAGCCCGGAAUUGCGCGGCGCCCGUGCGUCCGGCGGUACCGAACGGCAGGCACUACGCGUACGCCGCGUUUUCGGCACGUCCGGGUGGCGCCGGCGGACGCGGUAACGGCGCCGCCGUCCGCGUAUUGACGGCCGGAUACUGUUCGAGCAGCGGCGCCAAGAAAACCGUGCCGUUUUUGUUGGCCGACAUCGGCGAGGGCAUAAGCGAGGUGACCGUCAAGGAAUGGUACGUGAACGCGGGCGACCGGAUCACGGAGUUUGACGACGUUUGCGAGGUGGAGAGCGACAAGGCGGCCGUGACCAUAACGAGCCGGUACACGGGCACCGUGACAAAGCUGCACCACGAGGCGGGCUCCACGGUCCGGGUGGGCAGCGCUCUGGUGGACAUGGAAGUCGAAGACGAGGCCGGCGAACAGCCGUCCGUCGUCGUCCCCGUAGUGAGUGACGACUCGGAACGACCGUCGUCCGGCGAACCGCGGUCGGACCUCGCGGCAGGAGGCCCGGACGACCGCGAUGCCGGCAAAGUGCUGACCACGCCGGCGGUGCGCAGGAUAGCCGCGGAAAAAUCCAUCGACCUCGCCACCGUCCGGGGUACCGGCAAACACGGUCGGGUGCUCAAAGAAGAUCUGUUGGAUCUCGAACGACCGUUUACUCCGAUCGCCGCGGCUAGUGGUACUCCGGCCGCGCGCUCGACGCCUGCGGCUGCCCCGGCGGACUACAUACCGUUGACCGGAUACGACAAGGCGAUGCGGAACACGAUGGAGAUAUCCAACAAGAUUCCCACCCUGGUCAUCACGGACGAGGUGGACCUGACCAGGUUGAUUGAGCUCAAGACGCAGAUAUCGGAGCGAGUCAAGGUGACGUUAUUUCCGUUCCUGGUGAAAGCCAGUUCACUGGCGCUGACCCUUCACCCGCGCGUCAAUUGCACUCCCAGUUCGGAUUACGGGUCGUACCGGUUGAACGAGGCGCACAACAUCGGCGUGGCCAUCGACACGCCGCUCGGCCUGGCCGUGCCCAAUAUCAAAAACGUGCAGACGCUCACCGUGAUGGAGGUGGCCGGCCGGUUGGCCGAGCUCCGCGCCAAAGCGGUCGUCGGCAAGCUCGGGCUGACCGACGUCACGGGCGGCACGUUCACGCUGUCCAACAUGGGAUCGAUCGCGGGCUCCGCGUUCCGGCCGGUGAUUUUGCCGCACGAGGCGGCCAUCGGCGCUCUGGGCCGGCUCAAGUACCGGGCCCGGUACGACGCCCAGGAGCGGCUGGUCCGGACGCCCGUCAUGGACGUGUCGUGGGCGGCCGACCACAGGAUCCUGGACGGCGCGGCGGUGGCCAGGUUCUUCAAAGACUGGAAGACUUACGUGGAGAACCCGUCGCUCAUAUUGGCCGGCGUCAAACUGGAACAGUAGCCGCGGACAGUGCCUGCCUGCCAUGGCGUACAACCAGCGCCGUUAAAAUACAUUUUCAUCUUUCUUAUUUACAAUAGUUAUUGUUGCCGCGCCGAGAAAGUGUCACGGCCACGGCGUGUGUCGCGCGCGCAUUUAAUAAACGGUUUUAUUUAUUUUUUACGCAACCACGUACCGCGUACCGCGCGGACGUUUUUUUUUUAUUUUUUUUUUUAUUUCCGCGCUCGCCCGCGCGCACACUCCGGACACUGUACGCCGGGCGGGUUGUUUUCGACGAAAAUCAUAUACACGAUCACGUCGUUACGGUAUUGACAAUGAC
This is a messenger RNA of Cinara cedri, 1962 nucleotides long. The record is from the annotation of a GenBank genome assembly. Lineage: Eukaryota; Metazoa; Arthropoda; Insecta; Hemiptera; Aphididae.